Molecule: messenger RNA, 798 nt
Organism: Syngnathoides biaculeatus (alligator pipefish)
Lineage: Eukaryota; Metazoa; Chordata; Actinopteri; Syngnathiformes; Syngnathidae
Gene: cimip2b
Product: ciliary microtubule inner protein 2B
Exons: 6
Coding region: 1-798 (265 amino acids)
Source: RefSeq, a predicted model, not a curated record
AUGGAAACAGGAGUGAGCACAGUUCUGUUGGAGCGCAAUCCACAUUGCGUACCAGGUUUCUCGGGGUAUCGGCCACAGCUCAAAUUCAAAAUAGGUAAGUCUUACGGCCAGCUAAUGACUGAGCUGCGGAGCCCGGAACUGCACUCUAGUCCAGCCUUGACACUCAGAAACAUCCCUGAGAGACACGCCAGCCGAAUCAUCCCAGGUUACACUGGUUUCAUCCCCAAGAGGAAGAACUAUAUCGCCUGCAGCUUUUCCAAAACGUGUCAGAGAGCAUUUUCUGACUUUUACCAGGAGACUUACACAAAUAUCCAACGGGCGUCAAUAAGUCCAUCGCUUGCUGUCAACUCCACCCAACGGCAGUCAGGGGUCCACUGGCCAAAAGCCCCCCUCACUCCAGUUUCGGACAAAAUGGUAUCCAACAAGUCCUUGACGAACUUCACCCCAAUUGCAAAACCAUAUUUGUUGGCUGAUGGCCACCCGUGCAAGUACUACAUGUCAGGAUUUACAGGACAUGUGCCGGAAUCCCGCUUCUUAAUCGGGAAAGGCUACCCCAUCGCUACCAAUGAGGCCCUCGUUCAGUUCGGGAGGCAACAAGGUGGCGGCAACUGUGCACCACUGCCCAUUCACGCAAUCUAUCCAUCACGCCACAAGGGUGUGGUGCCGUCGUUCACGGGACACAUUCCAGGAUACAAAUUCAUGUAUGGGCACACCUUUGGUCGUCUGUCCAAGAGAGCUUUGGAGAAAAGUGCCACAGGCCGACCCCUUCCCCAAAAAUCUGAAAGCAGAUUUGAGUAA